AUGAAUCGAGCCAUCUCCCUCAAAUUUAUACUCUGUUCUGUACUUCUUGUACUGUAUCCCAGGACAGAAAGCCAGUGGGUGCCAAGGCCACCUACCUUACCAAUUAACCCCCCUCCACUUUGUGCAUCCCAGUAUGCACUAGUAAGUCAUGCCUGUGCAACAUUGCCAUUCACCGCGCUGCCUCCACCUUCUCGUCUGUCAUCAUCUUCUCAGUCCGAUCAUUCAAGUCAUAGGCAUCGGCACAGACAUGAACACAGACACCAGAGGAACGGACAUAAGGAAGCAGGUGGAGAAAAUGAUUGUUGCCGGUGGUUAAGAGAACUCGAUAAUGUUUGUGUUUGUGAUCUUCUCACGCACUUGCCCCCGUUCCUUAUUAGGCCUGUACACAAUUACACUGUCAUCGUUGAUGAAACAUGCAAUGUGACUUUCCAGUGCGGGUCAAGUUGGGUUAGGGUCUGA
Fraxinus pennsylvanica is the source of this 459-nucleotide messenger RNA. Lineage: Eukaryota; Viridiplantae; Streptophyta; Magnoliopsida; Lamiales; Oleaceae. The record is from the annotation of a GenBank genome assembly.